AGAAUAAAUAGGACAGUGGUGGGUGAACACUUUUUUGAGUUUUUUCAUUUUUUUAUUAUAAUAUAUAUACCGGUAAUCUGUUUUAAAAUAAAAAAAAUUAAAUGUAGAUGUAUUUUUUUCUGUAUGGUGAUUUUAAAUCAAACAAAAAGCCUAGUUUCCCUUUAAAUGCCGAUCUGUUGCAUCAUGACGCAGCUGCGUCGGUCAAAAUACCCUUGUGCGUCUCCUCACUCGGAGUCCAUCACCUCCCGCAUCCCUGUGGCCCGGCCCCUCCCUCCUGCCCUCCUCCUCCUCCCCGGGCAUCGGAGCCUGGAUCCCCGCUCCGGUCAAACUGCGUCGGGCACGAUGAGAGCCGAGGGGAUGGGCGCGUGAGCAGACUCUGCAGCUGCACGAUCAGGAGGCGCGCAGGCUCACAGGGAAAGGGCAAGAAGAGAAGUGAGGUGACGCAGGAGAGGGUUUGUGGCUCCAUGUCUGCUCCUGCUCCAGCCAAUCGCAGGUCUGCUGCGGGAUCUCGCCGAUUCAAUCCUCUGAAGGUUCUGCAGCCCAAACCCCGCCUUGCCCAAACGGCGGUGUCCUCCCCCGUGCCGGUGCCCAAGCCGGCGCCGGGAACGGGUCCGGCUGCACAAGCGGCCGCCGCACCGGUGGCUAUCCCUGUGCCGGCGCCUCCUGCGUUCGACUACUGCAGGUUUAUAGAGCUAGACUACGUUCCCAUGGAAACGGGCUAUAUGGUCUCAAUGCGUCCAACUAAAGGCUAUGCAUCAACUAAGUCGCCGACUAAAGGAUACGCCUCGACAAAGUCUCCGGACAGACACAGUCGCCCAACAAACUCUCCCUCCACCCCUCGUUCUCGGCGGACUCCAGCGGCUUCCAGCAAUAGAGAUCCCUAUGGAAAUCCGACCCUCAGCAGCAGCAGCAACUCAGGCUCCUGUAAAGGCAGCGACUGCAGCCCCACUAAAGGACGACAGAAGUACACAUGUUCUGACAACCAUGGGAUUCGCCCCCCUCCGCCAGAGCAGUAUCUCACGCCCCUGCAGCAGAAGGAGGUGUGCAUCCGUCAUCUACGAGCCAAACUCAAGGAAACCAUCCACACGUUGCAAGAUAGAGACACGGAGAUCGAUGAGCUGCGGGGUCAGCUGUACCGGAUGCAGGAGGACUGGGUUGAGGAGGAGUGUCACCGCGUAGAAGCUCAGCUGGCUCUGAAGGAGGCCCGACAGGAGAUCCAGCAGCUCAAACAGGCUGUGGACACGGUGCGGGCACGGCUCAGCGAUGCGGGCGGCCUCAGUGGGGACGUAGGGGUCCAGAAGUACUUCCAGGACAUCAACGCUCAAAACCACAAGCUGGAGAACCUUUUGAUCAGCAUGGAAUUGGCUCAGGCUGGAUUAGCCAAGGAGGGAAGCUCCAUACCAGGUUGUAGGACCCGAGUUGGGGGGUCAGCGCCAGCGUCUGUGUCCGGGGAAAGCCCUGGAGGUGCUCCUAAAUUAACAGUUGGGGGUAGGGGGUCUUGCUCUUGCGAUGGCUCUCCAGCCCGUUCUCUGACUCGAAGCUCCACCUACACAAAACUGAGCGAUCAAGCCCUGGCGGACCGCAACAGCAACGGGGUUGACUUUCCUUGUCUGUCAGGCAAUGGCACUCAGGACAGCGGCUUCGGGUGUUGCGGGGAGAACAGCAUACCCAGCCGGGCCGAUCUGCUGCUAGAAGCUGCCUUCCUGUCCGAGGAAACGGCGUCUUUACUCAACUCCUACACACAGGCCUUUUCACACACUUUGCCACAUUCUGCCCCCAAGUCCUUACCCAACGCCGUUCCUCACUCCUACUCCCAUACCCUGCCUCAUUCCUUUCCUCACAGUAUGUCCCACUCAGUCCCACACACCAUGCCACACUCCUCCACCUAUGAGACGCUGUGCACGGGCGAGCGUCUCCCACCCUUUCAUUGUGGUUUGGGUGGAAUGAGUUGCAUGAGCCACCCCUGUCUGUCCCACCACCACCUGUACCUGCACCCCCUUAGAGAGAUGGGCAUUCAGACGGAGAGCUGCCCCCUGCCCACCACAGCGGGGUGUCCGUCCGACCUGGACACGAUUGCCGAGCAACGCACUUUCCGCUCUCAGGCCUGCAGCCCCACGUCCACCUGGAUGUCCGACGAAGCGGAGGAAGAUCUGGACUCUAUUACCACCACAACUUCAGUCACCACGGCAACGGUCAUGAGUACAGCCACGGAGCCCAUCCCAGUGUCCAAAACACCCCUGGUGCCUCCUCUACCGCGCUCCGCCACCGUGGCAUUCUCCGUAGAGAAUCUCCAUUGUGUGGAAAACCGCGGAGCCGAGGAAGAGGAAAAACAGGAGAAGGAAAAAGGAGAAAAGGAGGGAGCCGUGGCCGAAAGUCUGGACGAAGAGUGGCAGCAAAGAGGCUCUGAGGGAAUGGAGGUGGAAGAUACGGGCGAUGAAAGGAGGCUAUCUCUGACAAAAAGGUACAAUUUGGAAAUAAUUUCAGUCGGAGAGCUUCAGCUCUGCAGUGGUGAAACCAGACAGCCUGAGACCAGCUUUGAAACCCCAACAAAGGAGAACAGUCAACAGGAAGUUGAUUCCUCGCCUAAAUCUCCCCACGAUGAGCCAACCUCAGCCUAUGCUGGUUCAUCUCCAGGAGUGAAAGAGCCUCACACGUCCCAACCAAGGAGAUCAGCCUCACCCGAAGAGCCUCCCGGCGACGUGGUGGUGGAAGUGCAUGAUGAGGAUGAUGAAGAUAAGACUAAUGAACAAACAGAUGAGGACGGGGAGGGGUCAGGUAAAAUACAAAAAAGCUACUGGAGUCGCCAUUUCCUGGUGGAUCUGCUGGCGGUGGCCAUCCCUGUGGUGCCGACGGUGGCGUGGCUUUGCCGCGGCCCGGUUCGUGACGGACAGCCCAUGUAUCACAUAGGCUCCCUGCUGAGAGGCUGCUGCACUGUGGCGCUGCACUCGCUGCGCAGAGGAGGGGGGCUGAGGCAUUACCCUGCAGGCGGGGGAGACUUGGGGGGGUCAAAUAUAUAAGAGGUUGGGACCUCUAACUCGGUCUUCUUCUGUUUUGGAGGAACUUGUGUGGAGAAGGUGAAACAGGAGGGGAGAACAGCAAUAUCUCCCCGCAUUUCUGUCCUUCAGAAUCGAGCAUUGGGACGGGAGAGCUUCGUUCUUUUGCUCCUCAUCGCCUCUCACGGUUCGUGCUGUAGCUACCAAAACGAUUUGUCGGCUGGCUUUGGCAAACACAAGUAGCUGCUUGAAAUGAAUGAUCGAUGCCUGGAUGUCUGAGGGGGACAGUUGCUCCAAAGUGCAGGGAAAAUGUUCAUUAAACUGUCGUCAUUUCAUCCAAUGAUCACGUGUUGGUGAAUGUGUACACCACUAUGAUAUAUGUGUGUAUUAGAGCAUAUGUCCGACAGAAUCACAAGAUUCAGAGGAAAAACUCAAACCUGACACUUUAGGUGUCAGAAGAUCGUUGAAGACCCAGAACUCAGGGAUGCUUUGGGGGUAGAAACACAGCCAGAUGUGGAGAACCGCCUCUACGCAUUCCCUAACCUUUCCUCAUAGUGACUCGAGAAUCAAUCUUAAUUCAAUCAAAGGAAUGAAUGCAGAGGAAAAGGCUGUUGGAAACAUCUAGCUGAGGCCGCUGACUGUGCAUAAGAGGCAAAUGUAAUCUUUACAAAUGUGCAUUUUAAUCCGACCUUUUUAGUCUGGGUAGACAAUCUCAAAGUAGUGAGAAAAAGUCAUAAAUUUUACAGUUUAAUACACACAAAAACAUUUCCAAUUCACAAUUUGAAUUUUAUUUAGCCUGUUUUAUCAGCUAAUGUAAAUAUAUAUUUAUAUUUCUAAUGAGAUACGUUUUCAAAUCUUGUCCUUCAGAUGUUUUAUUUAUGAUCUAUACUGACUGUCAUCUCAUUCAUAAAAGCUUCUAUGCACUAAAGUGUAAAUGUGUGUUUGCAAAACGUUUUAGCCAUUCAUAGUAAAAAACUUCUACUCGUUUCAGCAAAUUGGAGGAGCUUGCCUUAAACACAGAGGCUGUCUGCUGGAAAAUUAUUGACAAAAAGCAAAUAUAUCAUUACAGCGUGGUACAUAACUCACACAAAUAUGUGACCUUUCACAUAGGAUGAAAAUAUGUAUCUGUUAAGAGGUAAUAAUCGUGUACGGCUUCAGGUUUCUAGAAAACUGGAAAGAUUUUGAAAGUUAGAUGAAGGAGUCAAGAAGAACCAGAUAAUGUAGAGUAAAAAAUUUUUUUUUAUCAUUUUUAAGUGUCAUCUUUUAUUUCUGCAUGUAGAUUGUUAGCUUUAACGGUUGAUGUUUUGGCCAUCUGAAAGGUCAGACCCCCUUCUCUUCAUGUUGUUAGCUAAGUUUUAUGGUGCUAAAGGGCACAAAACAAAAAAAAUUAUCAAUUUUGUCUCAAAAAUUAGAAAUUAAAGAGGAAAACAUGAUCAAAUGCUGAGCCUUCAGCUUCUGUUUUACCCUUUAAAAAUUCUGGCUCCUAUACACUUACAAUCAGGAUUACUGCAAAUCCUGUUUGAGAAAAUAACCUCCUACUUAAAAAGACAUUCAAAUUUCUUAUGCUACGUUCACACCAGGCACGUAACAUGUUUAGCCUUCACACUUGACUAUCACUAACUGGUACUAGAGCAUGUACUCCUAGUUGAAAGAGGUUUGGUGAGAAUGUCAAACUGGUGCAAAUGUCAAAUCUUGCUUCAGGCUUUUUCAUCCACAGCUCUAUUCUGAUACAUGAAAGACUUGUGCUAUGUCUGAACUCACUAUAUAGUGGGUUGGCCAUUUUGUAGUGCUGUCUGAAUCAACAAUUCCAAAGUCAAGAGCCCUAGAAAUUUCCCAGAAGUCUUUGCAAAAAACUAGUGUGCAUCGAUGCUUGCUACACUGGAAAAUAUAGACCACAAUGCAUUGUGGUUGAAUAGUUUUUGUGGAAAAAAAUGUGUUUAAAUCUAAUUCUUUAAUAAAAUAUCAACGUUUUCAUCAUCAGAACACAAAGACUUUCUUUGAAAGUGGUCGCUUGAAGGAGCGUUUCCGUGGAUGGUGUGAACGUUUUGUGUCUCUUAUGUCACACAGAUCUGAUAAGCACUUGUAAAAGUUUCCUUCCGCCUCUCUUUCAUUUUUAUUUAAACUUUAGUGAAAUAACUCAGAAAAAUUUGGCUUCAUUUCCUUCAAAACCCUUCUGGAACCCCCUCCUGUUUGGGUCACUGUCGGCUGUGUUUCUACCCCGGGAAUGUUCUCAUUUAGUCUUAAUUCAAAUGUAGAAGAUUCAUGUUAAUGUGUAGAAAAACACAUUUAUUUUUAUCUUUUUUUUUUAAUGAGCUGUAGGAGUGAUGUCAGCCUCCAGCUCAUUAGACUUUAACCUGUAAAGUUUCACGUCUCUCAAAGCUUUUCUGCAAAGAAAACUGAAGUAAAACAAUAAAUCUCGUAGAGAAGUCGAGUCAUAACCACCUCGGGCACCUUAAUGUGAAUGAAGCCAGUUCUGCUCAGUCUGUGACCUGUGCUGUAUAUUUCUGCUAACCUCUCUGCUGUUGUGGUGUAGACUUUUCCCGUCAGUCUGGUAUAGAGUGUGUGUCCCUCUGUCAUGAGAAUAGACCACUUUCUCUAAAGAGAUCCUCCUGGGAUCUUCAUGGACUCUUCAAACCGAUGUGGAUCUGAUGCUCUGGUUAACGAAAAAAGAACAACUUUACCAUGUGUUGAUCUUCUGCAGAUGUUUAGCUGUUUUGCUUUUCGGUUACACCUCUCCUCCCAUUCAUCUGGAUCAAAUCACCUGUAAGCUCUGUUCUGGCCUGAACAUGUCAGACCAUUUCUGUUGUUGAAUUCACAGAGAAAAGUAAAACUUCAGAAUUUUGAUCAAUCAUUGAUCAAUCAUGUGCAUUCAUUUUUUUUUCUGAAGAACGCACUGCUAUAGCCUUUGAGAUGAUUGCCUUUAACUGUUUUAGUGGACCUUUCUGCAGAGUUUCAAACAGAAAGAAAUGUAUUUUUUUUUGUCUUUGAAAAUGUAUUUUUAUUUGUAUAUUAGCUCUAGUUCCCCACAGGUGUCCCACAAGGUUCAAAGUGGAGUUGGUGGCUUCUGCUGGCUUUGAUCAGCUCAAAUGAAUGUUAGCCUCAAAGAGUGGAGAGUAAAAAUGAAAAGUCCUAAAAGUAAUGUUUAAACAAACAAAACAGUCUUGAGAGAAACCCAAUCUAAGCAAAAAUUUAAAUAUCUAAUAUCCAAAAACGAUCUUUUUCAGCAAAGAAUGUAAAGGUUUACAUUCAGUACAAAGACAAACAAAACAGAAUUCAGUCAAAAUGUCUUGUGAAAACAGAGGUUUGAAUUAAUGUUUUCCCCUCACAUCCUGUUAGCGGGGCCGGAUGAUACUUCAGACAAAUUGUGUAUUUUGUGGUACAAGCAUCAAAUUUGGCAUUGACCUAUCCACUUUAGAAAAGCAUGUUUUUCAGGAGAAAAAUCCAAAAUGGCGUCUAGUUCAAAGAUUCACUCAUUUGCUACAAAAUAUUCAAUUUAUAUUAGUUCCAAUCCCAACAAUAUGAACUACACAUAAUACUUUCAUACAGUAUGGAUCUAGAAAGGCUUAAAAAUGCCUAUUUCAAAUAGUUGUAUUAAUGUUACUGUUUAAUGUUAAAACAGCUGCUCUUUUAGCUGAGCUAUUAUUAAUGCCUGAAGAGCUAGAAUGAACAUUGUCGAAAAUGAUACUAGUAGCUGCGUUUCCAUUACACAUAUAUGCAAAACUUCAUCAAAAUUCUGAAAAUGUCAAAAGAAAAAAAAACAAUUACAUCGUUUCCAUUAUAUCUUAAUUAUGCAAUUAAAUAUAAACCAACUCACGUGAUAAAUCAUUCAAAAACACAUCGAUGGAUGUGAACAAUACUUUGAUUUACAGCAGAUACAUUCGAAUUUCUGCCACACCUCUAGCGCUCACCAUCUUUCAGAGAAAAUGUAGGCGUCUUAUUCAGGCCAUAGAGCAGCAAGUUACAUGUUGGUGGCUAUGGAUGAAGAGAUUUUGGGAAAUGGUGGUUGGUGAUUUUACAGUGGAGCUGUAGAUCCAGCAAUUCCACGUGACACACUCAACUUCUGGUGAGCUGUGUGGCGCUGUGGGACCUCUUGUGGCGUCCACUGUACAGAUGCCAAGGCGGUUCACAUUUGAGCGUGGUAUCUGAUUGUUAGUCAUGUGACUCGAUCAAAAAAAAGCGCUUGGAUUGGAGUUUUGCAAAUUGUGUCAAUUUCCAAAUACCUCCAAAUAAACCUUCAAAAAGAAAAACUUUCUUUUGAUAAAUGCGAGUUCUUUCGAAAUUUUCGUGUUUCAUGAUUCAUGUAAAUCCAAUUUGCGCAAUUUCAUAGUCAAUGGCGACAACAGAUUUAAAAAUCGAGGGGGCCCCCACCCUUGUAGCCACCAUAGCUCCGCCCCUGUACAGUAAAUAUAUUUAAAAAUCUUGGAUUUUCUUUUCUGAAUCCUGAAGUACCUCCCUGCCAAAUUUGAUGCUUAUCCCACAAAAUCCACAAUUAUUUUAAUGAGCUGGUUCUAUUAUGCGGGUGGGGGUGUUUGUUGAUUUGUUUUGUGCACUAACCCUCUGUAGUCUGGAGUUAGUAUCCAUCUACACAUACAUAGCAAAAAAUGGCUAAAAGAAACCGCACUGAAAUGAAAGUGUAAUUUCAUUAACUUUGCAUUAUUUUGCACAAUUGUUUACUCUGAUUACCUGAAGUAGAGAUUGUAUUUUUAUGUGAAGCGUAGUGAUUGUUGUGUUGCUCUAAAGUCCAGAUUUUGUUUGUUCAAAGGAAAAAAAAAAUCUAAUAUAUAUAUAUAUAUAUAUAUUUUCCCCCACCCCAGGAGAAACAUCCCAUUGAAUUCCAAUGAAUUUAUUUUUGUGGCAAAUUUUUUGAUUUCCUUUGAGAGUCGUGCAUUUUUUCUGUUAUUCUCCCCAUCAAUGUUUUGUGUUCUCCCACUAAUGACUGUUUGAAAUGGAAAGUGGUGACAGAGGCUGGAAUACAAAAAGAAUAAGCCAUAAAGUGUAAGUGGAGUUCCUGUUUGAGUGUGUAGUGAGCUGCAGCGUUACUCUGAAAGCCCCGUUAUCUCCUAUGCACAACAACCACGCCUUUGAUCACUUUCUCCCUGUAUUUCUCUAUUUGUUUUACAAUAAGACUAGCAGUGGGAGGGGCCUUCUGCUAAAUGUAAAGUUGUUGUUUUGCCGAUUAUUUGCUACAUUUGCAUUUAUCUUGAUUGUGCAUCUGUUUUUACAUACAUUCAAUUGGGCAUAAAUAUUUAAAAUUUUCAUAAAUAAAAAAGUACUUCUUUUGGAUGGUUGUGACAAUGGACAGGGUAAUUCUGCAUUUAUUCUUCUGAAUACUAAAAAUGUAUAUAGGUUAUAUAUAUAUAUUUUGAUUUAAACAGUUUAAAAUAUAUAUUUUAUCUCAAGCAAAGUUGAGUAAUGUCGUCAAUGAGGGAUUUUUGUUUCCUCACCAAAAAAGAGAAACAAAAGCUAUUGCAGUGUAACCUGAAUGUUUACACUUCUUUCUGUAAGUAAAGUGAUCACAUGAUCACUAUCCAAGUUAGGAAAUAAUAAUCUGAUUCAAAAUUUUAAUCUUCAAAUAAAUACAAACUUAUCAAUUCUUUAUUUGCUGUUCAGCUCCUAAAGAUUAUCCUGUGAUGUUUUCUGUCACAAAUCGAACACAUUUACUUUUAUUUUUUAUUAAAUGAGAUAUGUUAAAACUAAAAAUGUGUUGCAUAAACAAAAGGAUCUAAACUGUGGUGGUUUUUCCUUAUAUAAAGAUAUAUAUUAUAUUCAAUAUUUUAGGGUGUGUCCACUGAUUCACUGUUUUUGUCUCUUUAUUUUCUUUCUAUAAGGAUGUUAAGCUUUUAAUUUUUUCUAUGCAAAACUAUAAAAUUAUCAAGGUUAACAAGGUAGUAAGUCCCCAUUGUUGGAGUGUUUUGUUCUUACCCGUCAUGAUAUUUUAUUGUAAAAGUUUGAUUUAUUGGAUUAUUUUUACAGCUUCAUAUUUUGUGUUUGUAAAACUGGAAAGUCUCAUAUUUUCCACUUAAAUUCCAAGAAGUUAAACGUUUGCAGGAAAUCUUUCUUUUUAAGUGAAACUCUGCAUUUAUGGAUGAUAUAAGGAGGAACUUUUUCUGAGUCUGAAUGCUAAAGAGCUGCAUAAAAGUAUGAAUAUAUAUCAUUAAUUUCAUGCUUUCCUCUCCUUGUACUUGUCUAUUGUAUCCACAGAUCCUCUUCUGAACAUUUUAACGCUGCAGACAUUCAGUAACUGUAAAAUAACAGUUUUAUUGGCAAUAGUAGAGUGUAAGAUAAGAUAUCACUACGUUACUUCUGCCAAACACUGUAUGGAGAAAGACAAAUAUUAAACAUGAGCAUGAAGGAAA
Molecule: messenger RNA, 9349 nt
Organism: Oryzias melastigma (Indian medaka)
Lineage: Eukaryota; Metazoa; Chordata; Actinopteri; Beloniformes; Adrianichthyidae
Gene: snphb
Product: syntaphilin b
Exons: 7
Coding region: 108-3017 (969 amino acids)
Biological process (GO): neuron differentiation
Cellular component (GO): cytoplasmic microtubule; mitochondrion
Source: RefSeq, a predicted model, not a curated record